AUGAAUUAAUAUCAAGUUUAACCAAAGGAAUAGGAACUUCAAGAUCUCACUUAAAAUAACAAUGAAAAUGCUUCUAACCAAUAUGCCCCUUAUGUAAAUAUGUAGAUUUAUUCUCAAUAACAAUAAUACAAUUAAACUUCUUAUAACAAUAACUAUGCAGAGUUAAAUGAGGGUUAAGACAAGAAAUCAGAAAAUAAUUUUGAGAAUUUCAAAUAAUACAUAUCAAAUUUGCAAUAAAAUUUCUCAGAAGAAUCAGUUGGAUGUCAAUUUUUCACAAUUUGCAAUACCAUUGUAUGUUUUGUAAUAUUAUGUGUUAUCAUAAAAUCACUUUGA
This is a messenger RNA of Paramecium octaurelia, 333 nucleotides long. Lineage: Eukaryota; Ciliophora; Oligohymenophorea; Peniculida; Parameciidae. The record is from the annotation of a GenBank genome assembly.